AUGCAUGAAACCGAUCACGCUGGUUGCAAGAAAAAAGUUCGCGAGUUUAUCGAACGACUGCCAGAAACCGAGAAGGGAAUUGAACAAAGUGGAUCUCACUUCGACAAUGUCAUCGCUAAAGUGAAGGAGUACUUUGGACUAUUGCCUGAAGAGAAGAAGAAUGAAUUGAAAGCAAAUUUCAAGGCGAUGCACGAGUCGAAAAACAUUGGCGAGCUGAAAAAGAAAAUCACAGAGCUCGAAGAAGACCACGAGGAGAGAAGACAAACCGUCGAGCACGUGCGCGAAGUGUGCUACGGUGUUUGGAAGCUGGAGGAGGUACAACCAUAG
Messenger RNA from Cooperia oncophora, 327 nucleotides. The record is from the annotation of a GenBank genome assembly. NCBI's taxonomy places the organism in Eukaryota, Metazoa, Nematoda, Chromadorea, Rhabditida, Trichostrongylidae.